UGACUUGUCUAAGAUAGUUAAGUAACCAUGUUUAAUAUUUCAGGCCGUUUACAUGGGAAUGGCAUAUGGAACAAGUGUGCCCAUCUUGUGUGAGGAUAUGGCCUGUGAAGACGGGUCUACUUGUGUAACUGUCCAAUCAGAGCCCUGUACACCGCGCUUCUGCCUUCCACCCCACGGGGAAUGUGUCGCCGUCUCCACGAAGACGGGUAUGUGUCCCAAUCGCUUAGAGAACCCCGCCUGUCUGUCACUGCGCGGUGUCCCCCAAUGUACGGUGGACAACGACUGCCAAGACGACAAGAAGUGUUGCGACGGAUGUUGUAAGACCCCAGACGUAGAGCCCGUCGCUAAUGAGUCCCCAGUUUUGGACGGGACCCCUGGGUCCUGCCCCGUUGAGGAGAACAUCAGCUCCUUGCGGAUAUGGACGGGUUUGUACUGUCCAGAUGUGGAAGUCGUCGAUCAGUGCCUAGUGGACGCGGAAUGUCCGGCGAUGCAGAAGUGUUGUACGACACUGUGUGGGAACAGAUGCAAGCGUGCUUUACACAUACUGCCUCCGGUGGCGCAGUAAAUUUCUCUACAGAUACCCACGAAAAACACUCCGGAUCCUGGCCUACAGCAGUC
Molecule: messenger RNA, 618 nt
Organism: Liolophura sinensis
Lineage: Eukaryota; Metazoa; Mollusca; Polyplacophora; Chitonida; Chitonidae
Product: antileukoproteinase-like
Exons: 3
Coding region: 53-565 (170 amino acids)
Cellular component (GO): extracellular region
Molecular function (GO): peptidase inhibitor activity
Source: RefSeq, a predicted model, not a curated record